CUCAGAUUGCGUUUUUGUGUGUGGCUGUCAGUAGCAGCGGGCCCCAGUGGACAUCUGCAACCUCAGAGUUUGAUUUUUUUUGUGUGGAUUUGUCUCAGAUAAGGAGCUCGGGACGCGCGUCUACCUGCUCACGCUGAAGCUUCAUCUUUGGAUAUUACUUCCACUUAAAACGCAUCCGCACCUUCCUGUCCUGUCUCGUGGUGCGUUUGCAUUUUGAAGUCAGCUGCUGAAGAAGAAACAGCCAAGGAGAGACGCUUUUACAAAACUUUUACAAAAGACUUUGACAACUUUGGAGAUUGUGUACGUCUAAGUGAAAAAAAAAUCGCGGUGAGUUCAUGUGGUUUAUCAUCUGACACAAGAAGAUCGUUUCUCUGGAAAACAUAACUGAAGGAGGUUUGGGAACAUGAUCAGCAAAUUCGUUGUGUUAUUGAAUGUCUUCUUUCUGGUGCGGGCGCUCUCGGCGCACGAGUGCACGCCUUGUAACCUCCGGACUUGUCCCGUCAAACCCCCGCACGGCUGCGAAGGUGGUCGGACUUUGGCUCGAGAUCCGUGCGGAUGCUGUGAUCAGUGCACCCGUCUGGAGUGGGAACCCUGCGGCGGCCAGGACUGGGCGCACGGCUACUGCGCCCUGGGUCUGACCUGCGCCUCUGUGAACAAAACCGGAGCUGCCACGAUCCCUGAAAUUGGAGUUUGUAAAGUACUUCCUGACCAUCCGGAUGCAGGUCUUGAAGAUGAGCACUGUCCUCUGAUAACAGGCUGUGACAGAGCAGGAGGCCAGUGUGUGUGUGACGCCCAUCACUCCUGCUUGGGCUCCUUCACCUACCCAGACCAAGAAACCUGUAUGAAGGCCAGUAAGUCAGAUGGUCGGAGGAACGAACACAGGGAAAGACACAGAGAGAAGUAUGUGGGACCGUCCAACCCGGCCUGCAUGUUCUCCGGGUGUAACCUGACCACUGAAGGCUGUAUAUGUGAGUCUCAGAGUUGCCACCACCACUUCACCUACAUCAACCGCAGCCAGUGCCAGGAAGCAGCAGAAGAGCUGAGGUGUGCUGGGGUGACAUGUCCUCCUCUGCAGGUGCCCUCCUGCCCCAAGGGUUCAGUCCUGACCAAGAGCUACACACCUCCUGCUGGUUGUUGCCCCUCCAUACCACCCCAGUGCACUUGUGACCUCAGUGCCUGCCACAAGCCGCAAUGCCCGAGUGGACAGCAUCCUGUUGCACUUAGUCAUGCCAGUGGUCAGCCGGGAGACUGCUGUGAUGUGUUCGAGUGCCAGAAAGCUUCUCCCAAGUGUGUCCACAAUGGGAAAGAUUUCGCCGAGGGAGAGGUGUACCGCAUGGACCCCUGCUGGCUGUGUCAGUGCCGAGGAGGAAUCUCCUUCUGCUCCAAGGCAGAGUGUGCUGAGCUGGACUGUGAAAACUUCUACAUUCCUGAGGGUGAAUGCUGCCCUGUCUGCAUAGAUGUGGAGCUGCUGUCAAUAGACAACACUAAGGCCAGCUGCUGGGUGAACAAUAAGCUGAGAGCCUAUGAGGAGCAGUGGAAAGAGGAUGACUGCACCUUCUGCCAGUGUGUAGAUGGAGAACCACACUGUACAGCCAUGGCGUGCAAACAGAGCUGCCAAAACCCAGUGAAGAUCCCAGGAGAGUGCUGUCCCUUCUGUGAAGAACCUUCUUAUGAAACAGUUAGCCCCAUGCUGUGCCCACCCCUGGAAAACUGCACCCUGUCAGGGAACGACUGCCCUUACGGCUUCAUCCAAGACAAGAAUGGAUGUCUCCUCUGCCAGUGUCACAACAAUGAUUCCUGUCCUGACCUGGGAAAAUACUGUUCUCUGCAAUGCCCAAUGGGAUUUAAGAGGGAUGAUUUUGGCUGUGUGUGUGAGUGCAGUAUCCCCACGCCCAAGUGCCGACCUCUGACCUGCACAAAGACCUGCCCUUAUGGAUAUGUGAGGAACAAACAUGGCUGUGAGAUGUGUCGCUGUGUCAAGUGCCUUCCUUUCACUUGUGAUAAGCACUGCAGUAAUGGCUACCGUCAGAACAGGAAAGGCUGUUCCAUCUGCAUAUGUAAAGAAAGUGACCAUAUCCCGAGCACCACUCUCCCAGGUCCAACCCCUAGUUACUGCCUCACCUCCAAUGGCCACCGUUAUGAGGAAGGUGAUAGCUGGCAUGAUGGCUGCCGCGACUGCUACUGCCACUCUGGGCGGGAGAUGUGCGUGCUCAUAUCCUGCCCCAUGCCCAGUUGCUCUCAUCCUGUUGUCAAGCCUGACCAGUGUUGUCCUACCUGUGAAGAUGAAUCAGGCAGCGGUCAGCCGGGGGGUAUGGAUAUGGUGGUGUGCAGAGCACCAGGAGGGGAGUUUUACGUGGAGGGGGAAACUUGGAACUUGGACGAAUGCACACGCUGCACCUGCAGGAAGGGACGUGUGCUGUGCGACACUGAAGUGUGUCCCCCGGCUCUCUGUCUGACACCAGUCAGAAACAAGGACACCUGUUGCCAUGUGUGCCUAGAGGGGACACUGAGUCCAUUACUGCCAGUGAACAACAGCCAACAGGAGUACUGCAUAACCAGCGAAGGAGAUGUGCUGCUAGCUGGGGACUCCUGGAGGGCCAAUGCAUGCACUAGCUGCACCUGCAACAACGGCACCAUUCAAUGUUUUUCUCAGCACUGUCCCACUGCCAACUGCAGAGUGCCUGUUUUACGCAAGGGCCAGUGCUGCCCACACUGUCUUGAGAUGACGACGUCGGCAUCAGUGGUGGUGUCCACCACCGACCCCAAAGCAAAAGUCACUACCACUGCGGAGAUUCCACUAUGGAUUACCACUGUCACUGUGCCAGCCAUCGUCCCUGAGACAGAUGAGCCAGGUUUGAGUGAGAAUUACCCAAGCCAAACGGAGACGGCUCUCGUUUACCAAUCAGCAGCCUGGAUCCUGGCUAGCCUUCUCUUCGCUAUCAUCAUUUUCCUCAUUGUGGCGUUAAUCAUCAACAAGAAAAAGAAAUGGGUGCAGAUGUCAUGCUACAGUGCACCAAAGAAGACCGUGAUCCUGAAGAAGCACAUAAACAAGAACUCUGUGGUCUACAUGGAGCCCUCCAAGGAGAACAAAUUUCAGAACAUAAAGAACGACUGCGGCAUCAUCCACUUCUCUCCAGAAAUGAGCUCUCCCUGCACAGAUAAGAUGACCAUCCCCAGGGCCAAGCUUAGCAUGGGCAAUGACUGGACGACACGCUAAAUGCAAAAAACAAAGACAGAAAAAACUCUGCAGAUCAAAGCUGUCCUGCACCUCUCACUCUCCAGCUGUGGACCUUUGGGUGUGUGUAAUCAUACACGCACUCUGGGUGCUGCCUUCUUACCAUCCUUCUCUUUUUGUGAUAGUUAAAUAGAGGAUUUUCUACAGAAGACAAAACAAGUGACCACUUUUGCUUUCAUUAUGUGUCCGUCUUCUUCUGUGUUUGGAUGUUUCGGGGUGAGGUGACAUGCUGGGAGGUGAAUGGACCAGUGGACAUUUAAAGGACAUGGCCACUCUGCAGCGUGUUUUAAAACAGUAAAUGAGUCAGCCAGAGAGGCUCCUCUGUCAGAAUCAGACUGUGACUGUGAACACUGUAAUAUUACUGCUCCUUAUUGCCUCCUUUGAAACUGGAACUUUGGGGCAAUAAGAGGGGCAUAAAAAGCUUUAGGACAGGGGUUUGGGUUGUGAAGUGGACAUUUUGGAUGUUACCCUGUUAAGUACAGCAGUGCUUCAUGGAUGCAAACAUGAUUAUCAAUUGGGGGGGCCAAAGGAAUUAUCAAGGUAGGCACUGUAGACCGAAUACAACUAGUCAGCAGGUUUUUACAAAGACCCUCAGAUUCAAACCCCUGCUUUAGAAUGUGUGGUUUCCAUCUUAGUUUUUGUAUAUUUCAGUAUUUGUACUAGAUGUGUUGUCAUUGGUCACUUUUUUUAUCAUGGUUAUCUCUAUACAGCCAGAUUGAAAGAUUUUGAAAUGCCCCUCUAAACAUUCCCCCCAUGUUGUAGCAAAAAGACACACUUCCCAAAUUAUAUGAUCCUUCAAAUGAUCCGAGUCAUUCCAUUCAGAAAACCAUCAACCACAGUUGCAUAAAAAAUUAAAUAUGUGAAUUUUUUCUUUCUGAACUGUUACUAAUAAUCAUCGACUGUCCGUUCACCCUCAUGCAAUCUUGGGCUCAUUUGAUAAGGAACCAGACUUUUUUUAAUCCAUCUCAAAGAUACUAGAGCUCAAGUGGAGUGAUGUUCAUUCAGGUAGUGAGGAAGAGAAGAAAAAGGUGCCAGGCGCUUCAUCUGGAUGUACGAGGAAUGUCUUUGAUACCACGCCUCACUUCAUUCACAGCUAUGUGUGCAGGCAGCUACUGCUCACACGAUGCUUUGUAAUGAUUCUUUGUAAAGCCUUAAUUCCUAAGCCUUAAUGAAUUUUCUUUUUGGACAUCUUGUUUUUGUUCAUAACUGUUUCCCCAUAUCAAAGAAAAAAUAACUUACUCAUCCACAACCAAGAAUUACGUAUCAUAUAAUCUCUUCAUAUACAGGUGAAUAGUAUGAUGGCGGUUUGCUCUACUUUCUUCAGAGCCAGUGUAUGAAAAAAAAGCACCCUGCUGGAUUCUUGGAGGGAUAAAAAGCCUUAAUCAGGGAUCUGAUUGGCAUAUUAAGUACACAGAGAUGUUAAAGCACUCAAGUGGACACGCUGUUGCAGUUACAGGCUUCUUUACCAGACCAAGCAGCACAAGAGAGGACAGAAUCUGAGACACAUUGCAAAACAAACUCCAAGCCUUGAUUUUGGAUCUGAGUGCAAUUGUCAAUAUUUCAAUACAAAGACCAUUUUGAUGCCAAAAUAGAUUGGAAACUAAUUUAUAAUGAAGUGUUUUCAGUAAAUUUGUAUCUGUUUAAUCAUGUGCUUUAAAAUGAAGAGGCGACUGUAAGAGCUUACGCAAUACUUUGUUCUUCUAUGUGUUAAAACAAAAAAAAGUAGUUUAAAUGAGUAGGACAGAAGAGUACCUUAUUUAUUUUUUACAUAGCUUUAUUUAUUAAUACUAUAGUUUAAGUUUUUUUGUUUUUUGGAAAAUGAACUUGUAGUAGCCAAAGCUGCUGUACAUUGUAGACCAUUUACCAUUUCUAUCUGCUAUAUUCUAUACAACCUUAUUUAUUUCACUGUUGCGAAUCUUGUAAAUAUGUUUCCUAGAUUAUAAACUGUAACAUUUACACUCAUUUUGAAAAAUAAAUGUGUGAAUCAAAGUGGCUUGCACUGAUAUUUAAAUUUCAGCUCCCCAAAGAGUAGUGAUUUGAUCAAAGAUGGCAUCAGUUAGUGGUUGUUACUUCACUUUCAUGCCCAUGCACAGCUGGUCCUGGACUCAAGAUGGGAUCUUGUCUUCUUUGAGUCCAUUUUAUAUCUGAUCAUUUGUCUUGCUUUCCAGCUGCUCUUAUCUCAGUAGCAGAUGCAAAUGUGAGCAGCAAAGGCGAGUUUGAGGGGAAAAGGAGUGGAAGGUUGGGUGGGGGGGCUGAGAUUAUAGUAGUAGUGAAAAAGCUAGAAGACCUCUCAUCUAUCCAACUGGCUAAUAAAAUGCCGGAAGCUACAAAGAGGUACAGGCCAGACUUGGAAACCUGAAUAAUUCUGUCCUGUUGUUUUGACUUGUCCUAGAAAGCUUAGUCAUAAACUUCAAGGUGAGGAAACUUCUCCGGAAGAAUCAAUAAAGCAAACAGCAAGGUCAGUUUCCCAGGUCUCGAAUAUGUGAAAUACUGCAACAUAAAGCUUUCAAAAGUUGUGCUGCUCAGGAAAAAUUGAUUAGCAUCUAUUUUUGUAAAAGCAAGCAAGAAAGGAGUGGAGUGGAAUUACUUGGUAUAAUUCAGAAUUUAUCGUUUCAUCAGUGAUGGCAAAAUGGGGCCAAACCAUGAUACUACCACCACCACGUUUCACAGAAAAGAUUAAGGUGAAAUAGCGUUUGAAUGAAUGAAUGAAUGAAGAAUAAAAGAGAAACUACAUUCAAAAAGAAAAUAAUGCAAAAAGAAAAAAGAAUAAUUAUUGAAUAAUCACAUAUAAUCAUAAUAUUAAAAAGUUUGAAAAAGGAGUGGGAAGAAGUACACACUUUUUUUGGGAUAUCCCACCGCUUUCUACUGUGGGGUGGCAUGGCUCACUGGGUAGAGUGGUUGUCUUGUAGCCCAAGUGUUGCCGGUUUGAU
Molecule: messenger RNA, 6165 nt
Organism: Melanotaenia boesemani (Boeseman's rainbowfish)
Lineage: Eukaryota; Metazoa; Chordata; Actinopteri; Atheriniformes; Melanotaeniidae
Gene: crim1
Product: cysteine rich transmembrane BMP regulator 1 (chordin-like)
Exons: 15
Coding region: 404-3217 (937 amino acids)
Cellular component (GO): extracellular region
Molecular function (GO): protein binding; serine-type endopeptidase inhibitor activity
Source: RefSeq, a predicted model, not a curated record